Molecule: messenger RNA, 894 nt
Organism: Caenorhabditis elegans
Lineage: Eukaryota; Metazoa; Nematoda; Chromadorea; Rhabditida; Rhabditidae
Gene: T26H8.5
Exons: 2
Coding region: 1-894 (297 amino acids)
Biological process (GO): G protein-coupled receptor signaling pathway
Molecular function (GO): G protein-coupled peptide receptor activity
Source: RefSeq, marked reviewed
AUGGAAUCUACAGACUUACCUCUUUCGGACCAACUCAAGAAUCGGGGAGACUAUUUGGACCUCCUUAUAAAAUAUUAUGAUAACCUAUCCCAAAAAGUCGAAUUCAUAAUUUCUGUAAUAGGAAUUUUUUUAUGCAUCUUCCAUUUUAUAUUUCUAACUCAGAAGAGUAUCCCAAUAUUUGGAAUUCUAAUCGGUAUCUGUCUCUGCAACUUUUCAAAGUUUUUUCUAAUAUUUCGUAGAGCGUUUCUCAAGCUUUUUGAAGAAGAUUUAUUCGAGAAAAAUGAAGAAUUUUGUUAUGGAUUUGACAGUUUCAUUGGGACCGUUAUUUCUUGUGUCUUAGACUAUUUAAUGGAUACUUUGUCUACAUUGAAGUCUGGAUUUAUGCUCGUUCUUGGAGGAGUGCAGCUCAUUUUUGUGAAAUAUCCACAUGGUUCAUGGACGAUCUCAUUUUCAAAAUCUACAGUAAUCCUUCAAAUGUCUAUUUUUGUCGCAAUAGUCUCAUCGGUUGCCCAUUUCAUUUCAUUUUUGUUUGAAAAAACUAUUACGAGCAUGUCAGAGAACAGUGAUUGUAUUGGAGUUUCAAAUAUUUCCAGUAUUGAUAGAUCUGAACAAUUUAUGAUUUCAAAUACAGAUGAAUACGGAAGAGUCAAUCAGAUUAUUUCAAUUGCUCGAACUGCAAAGUUUUUUAUCGUAUGUGCCUACAUUCUUUUGAUAGCGUUUCUGGCAAGAAGUUGGAUGGUUAAGGAAACUGGACGAUCCGAGUCAACUCCAACACUUCUUAUCCUGGUUUUAAUUCUUCUUCACUUCUUAGUCGAUGGUCCGAUGACGCUCUUCGGUUACAUUCUACCCUUCUUUGUGAAUUAUACUAAUUAUACUGGACCCCAACUAGAGUAG